UCCUUCCUUUUUUUUCUUUUCCCGUUCGCCUCCCACGCGCGCCCUCUCCCUCUCGCGGCGCAGCUGGGCCUGGGCGACCGCUUCCACCGGCGCGACGCCCUAAGCUACGCCAGCGGGUCGUCGUCGGUCCCUUUGCUAGGUAUUCGUCGGGCCCUUCACCGGCGACGAGCACCCACCAGACGCGCCGGUGCCCGGAUCCGGCGGAAUUGCUGCAGGUUUCGGCGGUUCGUCUCUCUCGUCGUUUCCGGCGGGGUUAUGAAGGCGGCGGGAUACAACCCCUACGAUAGCAGCGGGACUGAUGACGAUCUCCCCCCAGCACAAAAUAGAGGACUAAGAGGACGAUCUUUCAGUGGGAAUGGCCGAGCAUCUGCUGGGGCAUUUCCUUACAUGAGGGCAAAUAAUGAUUUGGAGAGUGAAAUACAUCGGGUUGAGCAAGAUGCAUAUACUGGUGUUCUUAGAGCAUUUAAAGUGCAAUCUGAUGCAAUAUCCUGGGAAAAAGAGAGUUUGAUUACUGAACUCAGGAAAGAACUGAGGGUUUCUGAUGAGGAGCAUAGGGAGCUAUUAAAUAAGGUCAAUGAAGAUGGGGCCAUCCGUCGAAUGAGGGAGUUAAGACAGGCAGGUGGAACCCCAGGUGGUCUGCAUCGUGGCAACAGGGUUUUAUAUGAUGCAGAUCCUGGGCCCACUACCAAGAGGCAAAGGGCAUCUCAUUCGAUUCCUUCGCAAUCUGCAGGCCUCCAGUCCCCUAUGAUGCCCUCCCACUCAGUUCCAUCUGCAAAAUGGGGUCCUUUGUCAGCAAGAGGCAAGAAAGCGAAGACGCCCAUUCCUCUGGCGCUACCAUCUGUUGAUCCAGGUUCAUUAAUAAACCAUAAAGUUUAUACAAGGUGGCCAGAGGACAACAACUUCUAUGAGGCCACCAUAACACAAUAUAACCCUGUGACGGGUGAGCAUUCACUCGUCUAUGACAUGGGCACACAAGCCGAGACUUGGGAAUCGGUUAGGCUUUGUGAUAUGGCACCUGAAGAUAUAAGAUGGGAAUUUGAUGGACAUCUUUCAAAUCGUGAUGGCUGGGGCCCUUCUGGCCCUAUGUUGAAGAGGCACCCAACCAAUAAUGGUGCUGUGGCAGGUUCAUUCAGGGGAAGAGGGAGGUUAUCAAUAAAUGAGCCUAUAAAGGACUAUGCUCCACCUCAAAAUGGCAUCAAUAGGAAUUUUGAUCAUGUUGACAUACCAAACACAGAAAGUGUUGUUACGGAGGUGGAAAGGGUAUUGUCCAAUCCAAAUAUGCCUGAAAUCGAGAAGGCAAGGAAACUGCUGAAAGAUCAGGAGCAGUCAUUGCUUGAUGCAAUUGCCAGACUUGAUGAAGCAUCGGAUAGCGAUAGUGAAGAUAUGGCCAUGGAAGGCCGAAUGGGUUCUGCUGGGGAAAGGAACGGUAUUGCUACUUAGGUGCUGUUUGGUUGUAUUCGGUAACGUAAAUGGAAAAGGAUUGAAGCUAUGGAUGUUACGGCAAGACAUACCACUUGAACAAAUUUCAUUUCCAUUUGCGCUACAGAUGUACGAACCAAACUGCACAUUAGUUGCUUCUGCCAUGUUGGAAUUGGAAUAUUAACAUGCAUUUGUGUACCACCUACCUCGACCACAGAACAAAGAAACCGCAUUAUGGCAAAACUGACAUGCCAGAAAAUGGUGUCUUGGAAACUGUUGACGCCUGCAUUGUGAGCUUUCGGCUACACCAAAUUGAGCGCACGGAGGGGCAGGGAUAGGCAAAUGUUAAAGAGCUGUUUAUGUGCCAUCGCAUGGUGUUUCCUAUGUAGCAGACUAGAAGUAACUUAAAUGUUGUAGUUUAUCAUUAGCAUGGAUCACUUAGCAUUCUUGAUUCAGUACAGGUAGAUGUCUAACUCUAGCAUAAUAUCCAACUUGGCUGUUCUUGUACUCUAAUGUAAAAAAGGAUACUGUUUUGCACGCUUUUCGUGUAUGCUGCUGGAGUAUUCUGGACUUUGGCCA
This is a messenger RNA of Sorghum bicolor (sorghum), 1998 nucleotides long. Its product is annotated as protein EMSY-LIKE 3. The transcript is spliced from 11 exons. Gene Ontology annotation, cellular component: nucleus. NCBI's taxonomy places the organism in Eukaryota, Viridiplantae, Streptophyta, Magnoliopsida, Poales, Poaceae. The coding region runs from base 256 to 1440 and encodes 394 amino acids. The record is from RefSeq and is a predicted model, not a curated record. Gene Ontology annotation, biological process: defense response to fungus.